Molecule: messenger RNA, 900 nt
Organism: Mesorhabditis belari
Lineage: Eukaryota; Metazoa; Nematoda; Chromadorea; Rhabditida; Rhabditidae
Source: the annotation of a GenBank genome assembly
AUGGAUUUUUUCAAGCUCAUCGCCGAUUUGGAUGAUCAGCCCAGCGUUUCGGACACCAAGCCCCAAUCUUCUGGUGAUUUCGUCGCUUCAUCGACUUCAACAUCGGCCAGCGACAAGAAUGCUUUUGAUGCUCUUCAUGGUGUCGACGACAACACAGAAACAUCUUUCAACAACACAGAAACCUCGUCGACGCAGAACAUUUCUAAGGAUUCGCUGAAGAGGAAACGUGAACUGACGCCUGAAGUGUCCACUGCUGAAGAUGAAUCGGUCAAUAAUAACGGCAUCAAGCAACAUGCAUCGGACAAGUGCUUGCUUAAAAAGAAAGCCAAGUUGGAAAUUGUUGAAACAUCACAAGUGGCUCAAGCUUCAACUUCGAAAGCACACAUCUAUGCUGGGGGUGAAUUGGAAGAAAAUGAUGAUGUUAAAUACUACUAUCAGAAAAGCGAUGACUACCGAAAUUUGAUCAAACAGACUAUCAAUGAAAUGCCUGAAUGGGAGAGCCCACUUCACUCACUGGAGAAAGACCGCGACUUGGUCGCUCAGGAAGUCGCCGAGUCACUAGAAGCGUUGCCCAUGCAAAAGACGAAUGUAAAAGAUAAGCGAUGCCAAUUUUGUUCAAUUGUAUGUGCAUCUAUUCAAUCACUCAUUCGCCACAUUGAACGAAAGCAUCCGGAGCAGAAGGAUCAAUGGAGUCAAACUUAUGUUCAAGAGGAAAAUGUGGCCAGCUUGCCAGUCGCUUGUUCAAAAUGCAACAAGAGGUUUGCCACCGUUGAAUCGUUUCGCUAUCACGACAAACGAAAGCAUGCGCAGAAUCUUCCUUUCGAUUGCACUCUCUGUGGAAAGAAGUAUCCUAUUGCUUCGGAGUUGCGCAAACAUCAUCGCCGUGUGCACAAUCGUGUU